GUGAAUGGUGAAUGGUGAUUGAUCAACCAAUAUACAUGCACAAAUAUAUGCUGUCCACACAGCCAUAGCUCUCUGCUCAAACUACUCCAACACUGUGAAGAAGAAGAAAACUGGCAGCAGAGAUGGCCUUAGUAAAACCCAUACUGAAGUUUAGUCCUUCCGUUACUCCACGGCCGAGCAGCAGCCGGAAACCGCCUCUCUUCAGCGUGAGAAUGUCGAGCACCGCCACAUCGGCGAAGCCGGCGAAGAAGGCCGCCGGCAAGCAGGCGAUCAAGGAAUCCCUCCUGACGCCGAGAUUCUACACGACGGACUUCGAGGAAAUGGAGAGGCUUUUCAACACGGAGAUUAACAAAAAUCUGAAGGAGGAUGAGUUCGAGUCGCUGCUUCAGGAGUUCAAGACGGACUACAAUCAGACCCAUUUCGUGAGGAACAAGGAAUUCAAGGAGGCCGCCGACAAGCUUCAGGGUCCUCUCCGGCAGAUAUUCGUGGAAUUCUUAGAGAGGUCUUGCACUGCUGAGUUCUCUGGUUUCCUUCUCUACAAAGAACUCAGUAGAAGGCUCAAGAAAACAAACCCUAUUGUAGCAGAGAUAUUUUCUCUAAUGUCUAGGGAUGAAGCUCGCCAUGCUGGAUUCUUAAACAAGGGAUUGGCCGACUUCAACUUGGCAUUGGACUUGGGCUUCCUGACUAAGGCCAGAAAGUACACAUUUUUCAAGCCCAAAUUCAUCUUCUACGCAACAUACCUGUCUGAGAAAAUUGGGUACUGGAGAUACAUUACCAUAUAUAGACACCUGAAAGCGAAUCCGGAAUAUACGUGUUACCCAAUUUUCAAUUACUUCGAGAACUGGUGCCAGGAUGAGAAUCGCCAUGGCGACUUUUUCUCUGCUUUGAUGAAAGCUCAACCUCAGUUCCUCAAUGACUGGAAGGCAAAAUUGUGGGCCCGCUUCUUUUGUCUUUCGGUUUACGUGACUAUGUAUCUCAAUGACUGCCAGAGGAGUGCUUUCUAUGAAGGCAUUGGCCUUAACACAAAAGAAUUUGAUAUGCAUGUCAUCAUUGAGACGAACCGAACAACGGCUAGAAUCUUCCCGGCUGUACUAGAUGUGGAGAACCCGGAGUUCAAGAGGAAGUUGGACCGAAUGGUGGAGAUCAACCAAAAGCUGAUCGCAGUCGGGGAGAGCAGUGACCUUCCCGUGGUGAAGAAUCUGAAGAGAAUCCCUCUCGUUGCUGCCCUUGCUUCUGAGCUGUUUGCUGCCUAUCUCAUGAAACCUGUUGAUUCUGGUUCCGUUGACCUUGCUGACUUCGAAACCCAGCUCGUUUACUGAAUGAAGACUGCUCUCCUCUUCUUUAAUUCUGCAAAAACACGAUUGUGUAUAAUCAUCCGGUCAGAGAGAAAUUUCCUCUUCGUUUCUAUUUGGCUGAAUUAAUUAAUGAUCAGAAUGAUCUUAUAACCAUGAGAUGCAUGCGAUUAUCUACAACUCCAUUGGGUGAUGGACUACUUUCAAUGAACCAAUGUCAUCUCCCAAACCUGACAGGCCGUGCAAUUGGAUCUUAGCAUUAGCCGUUAAUGUCUUUAUGGAUGUUAUUGGUCGCAGGGCCGUUAAUUGUUUCAUCGGAAGUUAAGUUAAUUCUUGCGGUCUCCCCUGAUUGUCUAGCUAAAAGUUAAAUUUACUUUUUAAAAUUAUACUUCAUUCGUUCCGUUAAAGAUUGAUGAGUGGUUCUACUCUUAGUGUAUUUUUACUUUAUCGUAGGGGUGGACCGGUUCUGGUUCGGGCCCGAUUCAGGCCUGGGCCCGGCCGGGCUUCGGUUCAUGAAAGGGGAGGCCCGGAACCGGCCCGGGUAACCUCGGGGCCGGGCCGGGCCUCGGUUCAUUUUUUUUUGGGAUUUUCCUAAUUAACCCCCAACCCUCCCCCUCACCCCCAAACCACCUCAAAUGGCCCAUCAUACCCAGUCCAACCCAAAAACUUAAAAAAAUUCAAACAAAAAAAUAUUGGCCCG
This is a messenger RNA of Cuscuta europaea, 1992 nucleotides long. The record is from the annotation of a GenBank genome assembly. NCBI's taxonomy places the organism in Eukaryota, Viridiplantae, Streptophyta, Magnoliopsida, Solanales, Convolvulaceae.